Komagataella phaffii GS115 is the source of this 1233-nucleotide messenger RNA. RefSeq lists its product as hypothetical. Bases 1 to 1233 code for a protein of 410 amino acids. The record is from RefSeq and is a predicted model, not a curated record. Lineage: Eukaryota; Fungi; Ascomycota; Pichiomycetes; Pichiales; Pichiaceae. The transcript has a single exon.
AUGCCUCCUAGAAAGAGAAUAACCAGAAGCUCCGCUAAGAGUACCAGCUCCCCAGUUGGAACACCAUCUAAGGCUUCUCCUGCAAAGAAGGGUUCCAAGAAGUCUGCUGUGGCUAAAAAGAAUGAAGUGUCAACUGAAGAGACUUCCAUUGAGCAAGAAGAUUCUAAGGACGAUUCUCUCAGUGUUGUGGAAAAUUUGGCUGAAGGACAAAAAGAGUUCAUUAAGCCAGCCGUUAUUGAGAAGGCUGUUAACGAGUUGCUUGCCUUCUUGAAAAAGCAAGACGAAGAGAAAUCGACCAAGAAAUCCAGUCUGUUUGAGGAAGAUGCUGUUCCAUUUACCUUGAAGUUUACCUCUGUUAAAUAUUUCACCGAUAAGGUAAACCUAAAGCCAAAGCUGAUCAGUUUGCCUCAUCCCCUGCAUCGUGAUGAAGAAGAGUUUAAAUUUUGUGUUUUCGUCAAUGAUAAACUUAUAGGAGAAAAAGAACUCUCCCAAAUUGAGAACGAUGAGUAUCUGACCAAAUAUGUCGGAAGAAUUGUACGUGGAGAAGAGCUGAAGGGGGAAUUUCGUCCUUACGACGCCAGAGAGCAAUUGAGAGAAAGUUACGAUUGUUUUGUCUCCGACGAUGCUCUGGUCACUACGUUACCAAAACUGUUGGGAAAAACUUUCUACGAUUCCUCAGUUAUUCACCUCCCUGUCCCCAUUAAGCUGAGGGUUUUUAAGGGAAAAGACUUUUCUCUUGACGUGCUGAAACAGUCUCUCGAGAGAGUUAGAACUUCCACUUAUUACAGAGUUCCAUUCGGGACCGAAUUGGAAAUUAGGAUCGGCGACAGUAAAAUGAACCCAUCUGACUUGCUAGAGAACAUCACCACUGUCGUAAACAAAGUGUUAAGCCAAGAGCAAACGAUCAUUGACGUUGACCUAAAAUCUUACGACAAAUCUUCAGCUGUUCUGCCCAUCUAUACCAGUGAUGAUUUUUACACCGAGGACGAUGUCGCAGAAGUAGCACUACCACCUAUUAGACCUGUCGACGUCAUUUCAAAGGAAGACCCAUUAGCUGCAUUCAAGGACGCUCUGGUUGAAAUUGCUGUUGACGAAGACGAGGCCAAGAAGCUCAUCUCAGAAGUAUUAGUUGACUCUGAGAAACCCAAAAAGAGAAAUCAUAGACAUAAUCACACCGACGCUCAGGAACCAGUCUCCGAAAGUCUUUCAAACAAGAAAAGAAAGGAGGAAUAA